UAUGUUUCAGAGGUGAAAUGACUGGUAUCGGGGGAAAAAUGGCAAAAGAUUAACAGAUCUUGUUCGACGCGAUGAGGAAACUAAACAAUACAAUUCGGGAAAAAAUCGAAACGUCAAAGUUGUCAGCAAAACCUCGAAAUCGUCGAUGCAUCCAAAAAUUGGCGGCCAAUCUUGACGAUGUGGACGAGUUCCCUCUUCAGAUUCUAGAGCUGGUCCCAGGACGACGAAAAAAGAUACACGUUCGUCCAAGGGUUAAGAAAAAGGACGAAUCUGAAGUUUACACUUGCCCGGACGAAUUUCAUCCGGCCAACGACGGCGGGGAACCAAAAAUUGGUAAAGAGUUUAUAAUUCGUCUUUUUCGUCCGGCGGACCUUCUAUCUAAGGAGAGAAAAGAAACUCGGCGGAAUUAUUAUGAUCUUAAACUGAACCAACUCCGUGGAUUGAAGCGGUUAAAAACUAAGAUAUCUGUAAAAUCUAGGAGAAAUUAUAACAACAAUAGUCCUAAGUCGACUUUCGUCAAAACCUGGCGGGGCCGACGAUCCAUUAGUCAGCAAUCAUCUAGUCAUACAGUAGAGGGUCGGCGAUCCUCAGAGGUGCAAGAGCUUAUCAGAAAUACAGGUACCCCUAAGAAAAGGAACUCUAGGAAUCAAUGCACGACACCUCGUAAAUCCUCAAGUUUUCGUGCCUCUGACCAAACACCUUUUUCCUCUCCACCAAGGAGAAUCCGGAAGGAGGUAUGGAUUAGGAAGGAACAAAGUAAGGUGAGGAGGAGCCUAGAAUUCCCUGUUGAGGAGUUACUCUUGCAGGAGGUGGACAGCAUUCCAACCGGAAAUAGGAGAUCUGAUGUUGAAAGAAGAAUGAGGGUUCCAUCAGUACAAUCUCGACCUUACAACCUUGAAGAUCUCUCUUGGAACUCCUCCCACACAUCUAAUGAAGAGGUGAGUCCUUUUAAAUACCGCGUGCGUAGUGUAAGAAGAGCAAAUAUUUCUUAAAAGUUUAAUCUGAAC
Molecule: messenger RNA, 1007 nt
Organism: Eurytemora carolleeae
Lineage: Eukaryota; Metazoa; Arthropoda; Copepoda; Calanoida; Temoridae
Exons: 6
Coding region: 72-992 (306 amino acids)
Source: RefSeq, a predicted model, not a curated record